Messenger RNA from Zeugodacus cucurbitae (melon fly), 1016 nucleotides. RefSeq lists its product as uncharacterized. The transcript has a single exon. The record is from RefSeq and is a predicted model, not a curated record. The coding region runs from base 145 to 759 and encodes 204 amino acids. Lineage: Eukaryota; Metazoa; Arthropoda; Insecta; Diptera; Tephritidae.
CUCGAUAAAAUCACAAACAUUCCGUUUGUGUUUCCAGUCUGAGAAGACGUGUGCGCUUCAUUGUAUUUUUUACAUAUAUUUUUUGUUUUCAAUCACACAUUAUUUUUGAAAAAGGAAUAUAAGCAAUUAUCAAAAUAAAAAUCCAUGGCAUCGUUACAUUUUGUAAUCCCCAGCCAUACGUCGAUAAAAGAAAAGGUCAGCGAUGAGGGACAAAAACAAAUUGUGCUACGAUCAUCACUGAAACGGAAGUCGGGUUCUUCAAUAUCAAGCGGUAUACUUUAUGCAGGCUCUGAUUCUUCCGAAUCAUCACAACAGCGGCGCGCUCAUUUCGAUCAACGCAACAUUGAUAUGACGUAUAAACCGGUGUUGAAGGACUACGGUUAUAUACAGAUCAAACAAUCGGCCACACCAUUUCCGCGACGAUCAUCGGGCACGCGUCUGAGUCUUACGGAUAAUCGAAAGAGCAGCAGACAAUAUCAUGAAGAAAUGAAAAACCUCAUUGACCCAAUAUUGCCACGGGAUUUUAGCACAUUAUCAUUGAAACCCGGUGAGGUGCCUAUGGAUUUUGUAACCAAACGUAAGAUAUUCUGUAAGGGUGAAUUCACUAUAACACGGCAACGUAAAUCGAUGCAAGUCCAUCCGCCACUUACAAAUCUCGAUGAGACAGGCAGCAUCCGGUCCAGCCCCUCAAAUCUCAAUCUAACGCAGUUCUUCCGCAAACAUUAUCAGCAACGAGAUGGUCCCAUUUAUUUCGAUUGACUACAGUUUUCCGCCUUUGCAUGUGGAGUGUAUGUUUUUAAGUGUAUUUGCAUGGAAAUUACGCGAUCUUUAUUCUUGAAUGAUUCUUAUCAAAUUGAUUUAAAUUCUAUGUGAAUUAUGCUCAAGCAUACAAAUGGCUAUUUUCCAAAUGUUACCACAUAAGUUUUCACAUGAGUACGAGAAAUGUACAAAGUUUGUACGAUUUCCUUCACUAAUGCAGUUCGGCUUAUUGAAAUAUAUACGAUGCUCUAAUCCUA